AUGCCUGGCCUGGAAAUCCCGGGCGAGUUCCUACGGCAUGCUGUCCUUGACACAGUGGUGCCUCAUGCUCCAGCAAUCGAUAUCGAAGGGGCCUUGACCUCGGCCCUGGAGGACGGGGCAGACGAUCUUCCCUCGGUGCUUUCCUCUAUUCCACAGAGGUCGCUUCUAUUCUUUGACGAAUCCCUCCCUAUCCGAGUUGUACUGCGACUCUCAGACUGCACGGAUACCAUACUGAAACAUUAUUUACCUCGUCUCGAAGUCCGAUUAGAUGUAUUUGCGGUCGACCCUGCCGAGACGGUGGCGGAGAACCCGACUCCAGCUAGGGAGGUAAUCUUCUCUGGAAUUGUGGACACGAGAGAGGAACCAUUAGUGAUCUUCAACGAGUUCGAGGGUGAAGAUGGGACUGGGAACCAUGUCUACCUCAUUUGGAGCAUGGAGACAUUCUUGAGUGCGUUCACACCACGAUGA
Messenger RNA from Penicillium cataractarum, 468 nucleotides. RefSeq lists its product as uncharacterized. The coding region runs from base 1 to 468 and encodes 155 amino acids. Lineage: Eukaryota; Fungi; Ascomycota; Eurotiomycetes; Eurotiales; Aspergillaceae. The transcript is spliced from 2 exons. Gene Ontology annotation, biological process: intra-Golgi vesicle-mediated transport. The record is from RefSeq and is a predicted model, not a curated record. Gene Ontology annotation, cellular component: TRAPPII protein complex; trans-Golgi network.